CUCGAAAACCCCUCUUCGGCUUCGCGGCCGGACCACCAAUAACCACCGUAACUCCACCAUUCCAAAUGACAUUAUUAUCCAAACUUUUGCUAUUUCAUCAACUGACCAACCUCCCAAUCAACCACCACAAUAAACCACCACCAUCUCCCUCACUCCCUUUCCUUUCCGCCACUUUACACAACCGCCGUUGUCAUUCCACCGCCUUAAACUGCCGUACCUCCGGUGGCGACGAUUUUCUAUCAACUAAUUCAUUCUACCGUGAAUUCUCCGUCAUAGCUAACAUGUUAAAAAAAAUUGAACCGUUAGAUACUUCUGUUAUAUCUAACGGCGUUUCUGAUUCCGUUAUUAACGCAAUGAAACAAAUGAUAGCAGCUAUGUUAGGCUUGAUUCCUUUUGAAGAACUUUCCGUUACUGUUACGGUUUCGAAACGUCAUCUUGUUCGUUUAUUAGCUUCUUCUGUUAUCACAGGGUAUACUUUAUGGAAUGCUGAUUAUAGGAUUAGGUUACUUAGAAACUUUGAAAAAAAUUCAGCCGAUACGUCGAAUAGGAUGAAUUCCGGUGGUUGUGAUGAUGCGUUAGAGGUUCGGAUUGGCAAGAAUAGCAAAGCGUGUUUUGAAGAGUUGGAGAGAUUGAAAUUGCAAUGUUGUUUGGAUGAUUUGUCUAAUGACGCUGUAAAUUAUAUUCAAAAGUUGGAAUUGGAGUUAUCUACGGCCACGAAGGAGCUGCAUACUCAAAAGCAAGAAACUAUGCGGAUUGUAUAUACAAGAGAAAGUAGUAAUGAUCUCUUAAAGUACUUGCGCUCACUGGAUUCAGACAUGGUAAAUGAGCUAUCAAGACCGUCAUCUUCAGAGGUAAAGGAAGUUCUACAGCAACUUGUACAUUGUACAUCAAGAAAAGUAUUUAAAGAAGACAUAACCACUAGGUCAAUGGGGGAUUCAGAAGUAAGAGUUCAAGAAAAUUACCAAAAUGGCAAUGUUAUCUUCUGUGAAACACAGGAUUAUCUUGGGAAACUACUUUUCUGGUGUAUGCUACUAGGUCAUCAAUUGAGAUGUUUGGAGAACAGGCUGUACCUGAGUUGUGCAGCUGGCUUCUAGUGAUAUCAUCCAAAUGUAAGAUAAUGUAUGCUGUUUUCUUUCUUUCUUUUUUUUUUUUUAAUUACUUUUCGGUUACUUUGCAGGAUAUAUUGUAGUAAAACAGUAAAUGGGUAAAACAUAGUUGAUGAGUAAUUAGACCGUAAUUUUCUUGAA
Molecule: messenger RNA, 1247 nt
Organism: Erigeron canadensis
Lineage: Eukaryota; Viridiplantae; Streptophyta; Magnoliopsida; Asterales; Asteraceae
Exons: 5
Coding region: 66-1094 (342 amino acids)
Source: RefSeq, a predicted model, not a curated record